This is a messenger RNA of Homalodisca vitripennis (glassy-winged sharpshooter), 2850 nucleotides long. Its product is annotated as proton-coupled amino acid transporter-like protein pathetic. Gene Ontology annotation, molecular function: amino acid transmembrane transporter activity. The transcript is spliced from 10 exons. Gene Ontology annotation, cellular component: vacuolar membrane. The record is from RefSeq and is a predicted model, not a curated record. The coding region runs from base 66 to 1487 and encodes 473 amino acids. Lineage: Eukaryota; Metazoa; Arthropoda; Insecta; Hemiptera; Cicadellidae. Gene Ontology annotation, biological process: amino acid transmembrane transport.
GCUCGGAUGUACAUCGGAGCGAGCUCCUCGUCACGUUUUCCCUCGGUCCGGAAAGACGCGACAGCAUGGACAACCUCGGCAUGGUGCUGGACAAGAAGUCCUCCGUUAUCAACCUUCAACACGAGCCUUUCAACACCUCAUCGACGUUAAAAUUGACUGACGAAAAUGGAAAGUCGAUGAAGCCGUCAAAACUUGACCCUGACCUCUAUGAUCCUUUCUCCAACAGAGAUAUGACACAUGCCACACCUGACAGUGGAGCCUUGCUACAUCUACUCAAAAGCAGUUUGGGCUCCGGAAUCUUGGCGAUGCCCAACGCCUUCAAGAACGGCGGUCUAGGGUUCGGCAUAGUCGGCACUGUCAUAGUCGGAAUCAUCUGCACACACUGCGUCCAGAUGCUGGUUUGGUGUUCCCAAAUCCUCUCUGUAAGAAUAAAAAAACCGAGCUUGGGGUUCGCCGAAACGGCUGAGGUAGCCUUCCAGACCGGCCCACCACGACUCAAGAUCUGGGCUUCCUUCGCAAGGGAAUUCGUGAACCUCUCACUCUUUUGCACAUACUACUUCGGAAAUACCGUCUACGUAGUUUUUGUCGCAUCUUCAUUUAAACAGGUGAUAGACAUGCACGCAGAAGCAGAUAUCAACAUCCGCCUGUACAUCCUGCUGCUGACCAUCCCUCUGAUCCCCCUGGGUAUCAUAAGGACACUCAAGUACCUGGUGCCCUUCUCUGCCCUCGCCACAGCAUUCAUCAUGUUCGGUCUGGCCAUCACAUUGUGGUACACCCUCACUGACCUGCCUCCCCUAGAAACCCGCCACAACUUCAGCAGUAUCAAGCAACUACCCCUGUUCUUCUCCACAGUACUCUUCGCCAUGGAGGGAAUUGGCACAGUGCUGCCCAUUGAGAACUCCAUGAAGAACCCUGAGCACUUCUUAGGGUGUCCGGGAGUGCUGAAUAUCGCCAUGACUGUCGUUGUCUGCUUGUACACCUUCGUAGGGUUUUGCGGCUACCUCAAGUACGGAGAGGCCACCAAGGGCAGUGUUACGCUUAACUUGCCCUAUGACAUGCUGGGGGAGAGUGUGAAAGUGCUGGUUGCUUUGUCCAUCCUGUUCACGUACGGACUGCAGUUCACUGUGCCAUCGGAGAUUGUGUGGAAGAAGAUCAGCCACAAGGUGAAGGAAGAGCACCACGACAAGUGCUACUAUGUUAUGCGAGCUCUGAUGAUCAUCGGAACAGUGUUGAUAGCCAUCGCUCUGCCAGACCUGGAACCCUUCAUCUCCCUUGUAGGUGCCAUCUGCUUCUCCAUCCUGGGAUUGCUCUGUCCAGCCAUCAUCGAGAUCAUUACCUUCUGGGAGGAACCUGAAUACUUCGGCCUUCUCAAGUGGCGUCUCCUCAAGGACCUCAUCCUCAUCCUCAUGUCCAUCUUUGCCCUUGUAUCAGGAACAUACGCUAGUGUCAGCAAGAUCAUCGAGUCCUACCAAACUGGCCUUCUCUAAACUCCUCUAGACCACGAGUGUUGGCUCCCUCACACUUAGAAACUAACCCAUAUGUUGGUAUCUAUUUACCGCAAAUCAAUGGUGCUGGAAUGUGAACUGUUUGGUACAAACCUGUAAUUGCCAUAAAACGGUAAAACGGAUUUUGAUGACCAGCCUGUUCAUGGUUAUAAGAGAAGCAAAAUCCAAUUUUAUUGCUCAACUCAGGUUAUGAAAGGUACUACAGGUUUCUACAUUUUUAAGGUCUGUUGUAGCUUUUAAGUGAACGUGAAUAAAAAUAACCUCUAAGAAGGAAAGAUGAAUUCCAACUCAAAAUCCAAAAUCAAUGAGACAUUGUCAAGGCAUUUGGCACCAAUUUAUUUUACUAAUUACUACAAUAUUGUAAUCAACGAUAUCGUAAUAUCAACUAAACAUCUAUUGUACUGUUGUUGAAAUAUCUCUACAUACAUGAGAGGUAUAUAAAUGCCGGCUCUUGAAGGAAACACUCUCAGUGUACAUACAGGGUGAUUACGGGCAACAAAUAUUUCUGGGAAUUAACAUCAGAAAAUAACUUAAUAGGACAUAUGCUCAAAAAUGUUUGAUUUUUGGUCUAACUGUGUUUUUAGACAUUUUUUUAUUCAUCAAAAGUUCUUUUAUUGAGACAGAGCAUUCAAAUUUGGUGUAUUUGUCAUUAUCAUAUGUUUUUUUUCACAAAAAUGAAUAAGUAAAUCACAUUGUGUUAGGUCUUAAGAGGAAAUUGUGAAUAGAUAUAUCUACCAAUAUAAAUAGUUUUAUUUUAUAAGUGAGUACAAACAAAAUGUUUUUUAUGAAUUGCACAAUGAUGAUGGUUUGACAUGUUAUUAGCAGAUGCAUAUGUUGAGGUAUUUUUUUCUUUCAGUGCUCUGAACAAAGUCGUGAGAUAUUUGUCACCAUUAUUGUAACACUCUGUAUAUUGGUGUUAUGACUGAUUAUUACUGGAAAUAAUCAAACAAAUAUUGUAUUAUCAUAAUUUUUAAUCAUACCCAGUUUUAAAAUGUGGUUCAACCUUAUUUGAAACUCAUGAUGUUGCAUAUUAAAUUUUUAAAUUGAGUAACCAUAAAAAUUACUAUUAAAACCAUUUAACUCUAGAAUUUUUAAAUUAUUAGUCAGUAAUUGAACAAAAUUGUACUUCUUUUUAAAAUGUUCUAGUUCUAUUGGUUCAUAACAAUUUUUGAACUCAAUGUGAACAUUUUAAAUAACUAAACUUCUUUAUCUAUAUCAUAUUUUAUAGCCAUCCUUCUCUCCUGCAUAUCCCAAUAAUCAACUUAAAACUCAUAUAUGAGUAGUAAUCACCUUUCUUCUUCUAUUGAUUCAUUUUGAAAUAUAAGUGAUAUUUGUUGUACUAUAC